AUGGAUCCGUGGGACGGCCAAGUUGCGAACUCAAUGACGUCUUCUGAGGCGGACGCAGAAACCUCAUUACCGUCAACUACAUUGACAACGCCGCCUCCUACCGAGGCUCGUGAAUUGUUUACCGCAAGUGAAAGCUCCAAGCCGUCUCGACCGCAAACAACUCGAAUUCCAUAUGCGCUUUCAAGUCAAUCUUCCGAAACGAUAGUCGGCGACGAAUACAAUGCAGCCAUUACGGAAUCGUCGUGGUCCGGAACAACGUACACAGAGGACAAUCAGGUUCGUUCUGUAUCGUUGUUAGACAACGAACUCGUUACUCGCUCGCGGCCAGGGUCAGAAAACAUCAUAUCAACCCCUGAUCUUCCGGUUGUUGCAGGUCUCAAGACAUCGUUAUCGACGAAUAAUGCACCUUCAUCAGCCUCUCCAAUACUAGGCUCUCUACCCACUCGACAGCGUUCGACAAAUAUCCCUAAGUUCGGAACAAGCCGCGAUACUGUUCGACAUAGAAAACUUCAAGAUUUGACGAAGCACAAUCAGUUGGAACGUGGCUCAGCACCAUGGUCUGUGUACAACUUACGGACGCCUGGUACCGUGUGUGCGUUUUGUGCGGUUACCUUUACGGGCCCCCUUCACAAAGAGGAUGCUAUACGCCACACUCGCGACUUGCAUCUCUCUCAUCGGAAAAACCAGACGUCAAACCCCAAGCAGUUCGCAAUGACCGAGACCUACGACAUAGAUAUGGUUGCUCCUGGGUCGAUCAUUGCGGAGUGCAAUCUGUCCACCAGAAUGAGCGCAAAUCGGAAGGAUUUACGGCUCAGUGUUUCUCAGCCUCGUCUUGUCCCUUGUGACAACCGAGCCAUACCAGAAAAGCAGCUUCUUUUCUUGUUGGAUACCCUGGACCCGCAGGCUUGUAUGGGGAGAGCAAAUGACUUCUUCAAUGGUCUCGACACCAUCGUAGGGAACCUACUGGAGAGAUGCCCUGGUGACGUCGCGGUUCAAGGUAUGCAACGCGCGCUUGCCCGUUUGGAUCAGUUGUACCGACUCAACUUUGGCACCCCAUCGUCAUCGGAUCAAUGGUCUACCGCCACGGAGAUAUCGUACUCAAGCACCCGUAGCCCAUCAGGUGAUAACAGGGCCACGUCUUUGUCAUACACAGGAGGCACGGGGUCUGCUGGAGGUCUCAAUGACUGUCCGGAUGAACCGGUCAAGUCAAUCCCUAACGGUCAAGAACAACUGGUUCCAAAUGCUCCUUUGAACGACUUGGACAACGGCAGCAAAAGAACUAAAGCAAAGUGCAAGAACCGACCCCUUGGUUGCCCCAUCAAGAAGCACUACGUGAUCCAUAACCAGGUUUCCUCUUGUAACUUCACAGGAGCGGCUAAUAUGUGGGGAGUGGCCAAACACCUCAAAUCGCUGGCUCACAUACAUUCUCUCCCCUUCUUAGCUCUUUGUCGGAACUGCUGGAAGUACACUAAGAGCGAAGUGGCAUAUCAGGAGGACCACCGACCUGGUCGAUGCCAACAUGCUGGCCAGCCUCGGGGUCCCAGGGUUGAGAAAUACUGGUGUGAUCUUUAUAUAGAGAUAUAUCCUACGUUGGAGCGAAUUCCACGCCCAUUUGUCGACGACAUGACAUGGAGACCGGCAGCGUCAAUGAGAAACACAGAUACGAUAGCAGUCAGAGACAACGAUGAUCUCGAACUUAAUUUCAACAGCGCACCGGAAUUUCAGUCUUUUUUAGAGUUUGAGCCAACGCAUCUACCUGACGAACUUCCGAUGGCAUUCACUGUGCCAAACCAGACUCAUCUCGUUACCAUCGAAGCUGCCGAAGCCGCUGCGAUCGAACUGUAUUCUCAAAUGUUUCUCGAGCACGUACAUCAACCGUUCGAUAUAAACGACCAUCACAUGAGGCGUCUCAUGGAUCACGCGGACGAAACAGACGUGAAUGCGUUCUCCAAUGCGUUUCGUACAAGACUCCACCAACUGAUCCAGUCGUCCCGUCAACAACAACUGGAAGGAGUGAUACCAGACCUUAUAUUACCUCCUGCGCCGGAAAUCUUCACAUCGCACGCUCUCGGCGAUCACGAUCGUUGGUUAGAACAAUUCCCAGUUCCAGAGGAAAUGAUCAAUGCCACGCCUCCGUAUCAGUUUCUUCCCGAUGAGCAACUCUCAGUUGAUCACGGCCCGUACCAAGACAUUGAGUCAUUGGACUUUCUAUAUACUGGUCUCACAUUUGACCCGGAAUCCGACUUCCCACCAACGCAAUACCCCAUGGGGCCAAUAAGCCUCGAUGGAACUCAGACAACGAUCUCUGUGUAGUUUGGGUUUGUAACUCUCUCACAUUUCGCAUGACGUUCCUAAGAAGCAUAACAAGUGUAUCACUGUAGGCUACGACAAAAGGAUGGGCUGUAUCACGACUUCAUGGCAAACAAGAAAGUCUCGUUUCAUUUGGGGGUUU
This is a messenger RNA of Dothidotthia symphoricarpi CBS 119687, 2452 nucleotides long. RefSeq lists its product as uncharacterized. The transcript is spliced from 4 exons. NCBI's taxonomy places the organism in Eukaryota, Fungi, Ascomycota, Dothideomycetes, Pleosporales, Dothidotthiaceae. The record is from RefSeq and is a predicted model, not a curated record. Bases 1 to 2313 code for a protein of 770 amino acids.